Molecule: messenger RNA, 3667 nt
Organism: Pecten maximus
Lineage: Eukaryota; Metazoa; Mollusca; Bivalvia; Pectinida; Pectinidae
Product: myoneurin-like
Exons: 5
Coding region: 299-1621 (440 amino acids)
Biological process (GO): regulation of transcription by RNA polymerase II; epidermal cell differentiation
Cellular component (GO): nucleus
Molecular function (GO): DNA-binding transcription factor activity, RNA polymerase II-specific; RNA polymerase II cis-regulatory region sequence-specific DNA binding
Source: RefSeq, a predicted model, not a curated record
AUUCUAUUUGUACAGUGUUAUAAAUCAGUCAUAAGGACGAGUACUGGCCUCAUCGCUCCACUACUUAGCAGCUAGUAUACCGGGUGGCUGGUCAUAUCUGUCAACACAAGACAUCGGGUAACAUCAUCUCUUCUGAAGGGGAAUAUACUUUUAACUUUUAUUUACAAAUAUUACUAGCUUGUUUUAUAGUUUUAUCUAUAGGAAAAAACGUUUUUUAACAACAACAAAAGGAAAUGAUGUGAUUUAUCUUCGGAGGAAGUGACAUUUGCAUCGGAGAUUUAACAUUUAACGUGGCAAUAUGCCGAAGUCUUUCCUUGUUCGAAAGUACCUCAAGAAGCAGCAGCAGCAACUGGAACAAAAGGAGAAGGAAGAGCUGCAAGCGCAACAGGAGGAACAUAUAGAGAACCUUGGCCUGAAACCCAGUGAGGCAGCACACCAACCGCGCCAUAUCGUGGAAUCCGCAGCCACUGCAGCCGAAACAAGGCAUGACGCAAUAGAUUGUACAGCAUCCACUCCUCCAGUCGUCGAAGGGGCAGAACUCAAACGGGAACAUAUGCAGGAUAUAGAAAGCCAACAUGACAUGCCAAGGAGUUCACAUGUGGUCCGAAAACCCAAGACGCUAAAAUUGCAGCCAUUCAGUCAUGGAUAUAUGCCAAAAGACAGAAUAGAUCCACGAAUCAGCUACCCAUUCUCUCCCUUAUGUCACGAACAGAAAUUAUAUAAUUACAUGCUCCCAUCUCCGGGUUCACUACACUGUGGUAUGGGAAUGACCGACGCUCUUUCUCCACUUCCGGUCUACUCCUUCCGUCAGCAUGAACUUGCAUCUCCUGGAUCGCCAGUAACACCAGUGAUUAGUCCUGUGCGUGAACAAGAACUAGAUUUAUCCAUGAAGGAGGUUAGACGACAACAGCAGGAGUUAGUGGACAAGGAACGUCUCCAAUCUGCAGGUUUCCCGAACAAUCCAGACAAUUAUCAGGCGAAAAUGAAAGUAGAAACAAAAAACAAUGUGAACCAUGAACAGUAUCCUUCUACAUCUAUGAUGAGGCGGUCCCUCCUUCAAGGUGUAGAGCUUGUCAACGGCGGAUAUGGUAUAAAGAAUCCUCUCCUCGCCCACAUCCGUAUGGACGACGGCGCGGCGGAGGAAUUAGCAGAACAGACCAACGACGACAAAUAUAUAUGCAAAGUGUGCAACAAGUCCUUCCAGCUUCAGCGGCUGCUUAACAGACACCUUAAAUGCCAUAGCGAGAUUAAACGAUACCUGUGCACGUUCUGUGGCAAAGGUUUCAACGACACCUUCGAUCUUAAGCGACACACGAGAACGCAUACAGGUGUCAGACCAUACAAAUGUGACCAGUGCGGGAAAGCUUUCACUCAACGAUGCUCGCUAGAAUCUCACUGUAGAAAAGUCCACAAUUCCAAAUUCGCUUUUGCUUACAAGGAACGCCGAAGGAAACUGUACGUUUGUGAAGACUGUGGACACACAACUAGUGACCCCGGGGUGCAUUACGUUCACCUUAAAAACUUCCACCCUCAAAGUCCCGUCUUAAUGAAAUUUUAUGAUAAAAGACAGUUUAAAUUUGCCGAGGAGAAUUCCUUGAGCCAAUGCGCAAUACAGUAUUGAUCGAGAUAUAUUCCAACAUGCUAUCUACCUAUGUUGCUCAGCCUUGUUGGCCAAUGACCGCUAACGAAUACAUGUAUAAACUAUGCAGUUGUCAUACGUCAUCUGAGGUUAUCUGGGGUCAUCUGAGCUCAUCAGUUCAACACAUGUUAUAGAUUUUCACCAGGACAAUUUACAUCAACAACGUGCAGAGGAAAUACAACUCAGUAUAAUCAUUAUGACGUUUAUAUAAGUACUUCCGUAUUCAUGAUGACGAUACUCUUUUACAGACAAUUGCAAUAAGUAAAAAAUUGUGUUCAAAUGCUCUUUUAUUUUACUUAAUAUGUUUGAUCUCAAAUGUUUCCUUAUUGCUUUAAUAGAAAUAUAUAUAUAAUAUUCAUAAGAACAUAACGCUCUGCUAAUAGCAUGACGUCAUUAAUGACAUAAUCAUAUUUUCCUAUUACUAACACUGUACAUAAAGCCCUACCAAAGAUUCUUUAAUUUCCUAUCUUAACAUUAAUCUCUAUUUGACUUUAUUAGCAAAAUUGUUUCUGUAAAUUCAUAAUGGUGGUUACCAAAAUUUUAUAUAGACAUUUUUUCUGCAUGGCAAAUAAAAACACUUUUAUGUUAGAGUCGUCUAAGAUAGGCUUGUAGAAAAUAUUUUUAUAAAUAUAUUUAUGCUAAUGCAUACAAAACGUUUUAUAAAUAAUAUAUUUGUAAAUUGAUGACUGUAUCAUUUUAUGUUCAUCAAUUAUGUAUAUAAUUAUUUUGCCGAAAGUCAGUAUGUAUGCUAUAUAUAUAUAUAUCUGUGUGCAAUAUUUAGAGAGUUGAUAUGGAUUUUAUUACACUGUCAAUGUUGAUAUUAUAUGACCAUACCUGUUCACCAUGAGUCAUAUCCAUAACUACGAACUGGAUCUGUUGAUGAAACGAUCUAAACCUAGGUAAUAAAUGCCAUAGAAAUGCAUGUAAUAAAAACAUAGUUUGUGACAUGCUCAGUUGAUCUUCUUCAAACAGGAAUAUGUUUGUGUUACGUUCCUCCUACAAUCAAACGAGAAACUUGCAAUGUUUGUUAUGCUACUAGUCGGAUAGUGCAUGGCAAGGCAAGGGACAUAGGAUGCAAUAAAUCAUAUCAAACUUAUCCCAUUUCUGUAUACAGCUAAAUCGACAGUCACUUCUAUAUCUCGAAGCCAAUUAAGUUACCUUGCAGCUAUUUCUACCUAUUAAACGCGUGUUUAUCAAAAUUGUUUAAUUUCUCUUUCAUUAUAAUUUAACGGCGCUAGCAAUUUUUACGAAAAAAAAAAGAUUUAGACAUUCAGAGUUUUCUUUUCUAAAACUGUUUUAGACAGAAACUUCAAAAUAUCGUCAGAAACAAUAUAAAAUGCUAAACAAAAUUAUGUUUUAAAAAUGUUUAUUCUAGAAUAAACGUAUACAUCCCGUCUGAUUACAAAGAUAGAAAUGAUCCUAGUCUGAACUGUAUAUAGUAGAGUCAUAUGACUAUAUCAUUAAGGCUGCAUUAAUCGGUUUAGAAAUAGUGUUUUGGUGCAAUGUAAGGUAGACUCCAUUUUCUUUUAUUUGUUUUGAAUACAAAUGAGGCUUUAUCAAUUGUACUGGUUGACUUUGCCUCUAACAUUGAUAGCGAUCUCAUAGGAAAUGAAUGCGUUGAUAUAUAGAAAUACAAUAUAUUUUAUCAAGAUAGCUUUCUGCCAAUUAAAUAUGCCAACAUUUUAUGAUGGUAUAUCCGUAGUAAUGAAUAGUGCUGUGUCAUUUGUAUAAAGAAUUAUCAUUUAUAAACUGUAUAUAAAAUUUUAAUAAAUGUGAGCAUUAUUCAUAUGUACGAAGUGGCAUACGAUGAACGUAAGUGAUCAUAAUUAUUCUAAACAGCAGACCCAUAUUUGGCAUGAUAAGAAUACUUUAAGUGAUUGUGUUUUAUCUGAAGGAAGCCAUUUUUAUAGAAGAACACCUGUGGAGUGGAACUGGACGUGUUCACCUGUGCCACACAGUGAUAGAGUACCGUUGAUUUUAAGUUCAAACUAGUGCUGAAAAUGGAGAUGUUCUUUAUAUAUGUAUAUA